AUGGCUCAACAAGCAGGACAGGCUUCCCAAGCCGGAGGUUCCAGGAAAAUCUCGUUCAACGUCUCGGAUCAGUAUGAUAUUCAGGAUGUCAUUGGCGAAGGAGCUUAUGGGGUUGUUUGUUCUGCACUACAUAAACCCUCAGGUCAGAAGGUUGCCAUCAAGAAGAUCACUCCAUUCGAUCAUUCCAUGUUCUGUUUGCGCACAUUACGAGAAAUGAAGCUGCUACGCUAUUUCAAUCAUGAGAAUAUAAUCUCCAUUCUCGACAUUCAAAAGCCACGAAAUUACGAAACAUUCACAGAAGUCUAUCUCAUCCAAGAAUUGAUGGAAACCGACAUGCAUCGAGUCAUCAGAACACAGGAUCUUUCCGAUGACCAUUGCCAAUACUUUAUCUACCAAACUCUCCGAGCUCUCAAAGCCAUGCAUUCAGCAAAUGUCCUUCACCGAGAUCUGAAGCCUUCGAAUCUGCUCCUGAAUGCCAACUGUGAUCUCAAAGUGUGCGAUUUUGGUCUUGCUCGAUCUGCCGCCUCCACAGAUGAUAACUCGGGUUUCAUGACCGAAUAUGUUGCUACGAGAUGGUAUCGUGCUCCAGAGAUCAUGUUGACAUUCAAGGAAUACACCAAAGCCAUUGACGUGUGGAGUGUUGGUUGCAUUCUCGCAGAGAUGUUGAGCGGCAAGCCUUUGUUCCCUGGAAAGGACUAUCAUCAUCAGCUCACCCUGAUCCUUGACGUCCUUGGAACGCCAACCAUGGAGGAUUAUUAUGGCAUCAAGUCUCGGCGUGCCCGGGAGUAUAUUCGAUCGCUGCCUUUCAAGAAGAAGAUUCCAUUGAAAGCAUUGUUCCCCAAGACCUCCGACCUUGCUUUGGACCUUCUGGAGAAACUUCUUGCAUUUAAUCCUGUCAAGCGGAUUACGGUGGAAGAAGCAUUGAAACACCCAUAUCUCGAACCUUAUCAUGACCCGGAUGAUGAGCCAACUGCAGACCCCAUUCCAGAGGAAUUUUUCGACUUUGACCGAAACAAGGAUCAACUGAGCAAAGAGGAACUCAAGGCACUGAUAUGGAACGAGAUCAUGAGAUGA
Molecule: messenger RNA, 1074 nt
Organism: Exophiala bonariae
Lineage: Eukaryota; Fungi; Ascomycota; Eurotiomycetes; Chaetothyriales; Herpotrichiellaceae
Exons: 4
Coding region: 1-1074 (357 amino acids)
Biological process (GO): intracellular signal transduction; protein phosphorylation
Cellular component (GO): cytoplasm; nucleus
Molecular function (GO): MAP kinase activity; ATP binding
Source: RefSeq, a predicted model, not a curated record